This is a messenger RNA of Capra hircus (goat), 2297 nucleotides long. It is a transcript of the gene REL, whose product is annotated as REL proto-oncogene, NF-kB subunit. Gene Ontology annotation, cellular component: cytoplasm. The record is from RefSeq and is a predicted model, not a curated record. The coding region runs from base 231 to 2006 and encodes 591 amino acids. Gene Ontology annotation, molecular function: RNA polymerase II cis-regulatory region sequence-specific DNA binding; DNA-binding transcription factor activity, RNA polymerase II-specific. Lineage: Eukaryota; Metazoa; Chordata; Mammalia; Artiodactyla; Bovidae. Gene Ontology annotation, biological process: innate immune response; inflammatory response; regulation of transcription by RNA polymerase II. The transcript is spliced from 10 exons.
GGACGAGCGACGCCGGGUGACCGGAGCGCGAGGAUUAAGCGGGUGGGAAGGUGUGAGCCGCAAACCCAGAGGAGGGCGGGAAGGAGGAGGAGGAGGCCCCGGGGGUGGUCAGGGGGACUGGGGAUCCCGCCAGCAGAGGUCCCUGGGCGGCCCGACUGACUGACGGGCUGAGUGACUGUAGCGGCCUCCGGUCCGGACGCUCGGAGCGGGGCGGCGCUGUGAGCGGAGCCAUGGCCUCAGGUGGGGUUAACACACGUAUAGAGAUAAUUGAGCAACCCAGGCAAAGGGGAAUGCGUUUUAGAUACAAAUGUGAAGGGCGAUCAGCAGGCAGCAUUCCAGGGGAGCACAGCACAGACAACAACAGAACAUACCCAUCCAUCCAGAUUUUGAACUAUUAUGGAAAAGGAAAAGUGAGAAUUACAUUAGUAACAAAGAAUGACCCAUAUAAACCUCAUCCUCAUGAUUUAGUAGGAAAAGACUGCAGAGAUGGCUACUAUGAAGCAGAAUUUGGGCAAGAACGCAGACCUUUGUUUUUUCAAAAUUUGGGUAUUCGAUGUGUGAAAAAAAAAGAAGUAAAAGAAGCUAUUAUUUCAAGAAUAAGGGCAGGAAUCAAUCCUUUCAAUGUCCCUGAACAACAGCUGCUUGAUAUUGAAGAUUGUGACCUCAACGUGGUGAGAUUAUGUUUUCAAGUUUUCCUCCCUGAUGAACAUGGUAAUUUGACAACUGCUCUACGUCCUGUUGUCUCCAACCCAAUUUAUGACAACCGUGCUCCUAAUACUGCAGAAUUAAGGAUUUGUCGUGUAAAUAAGAACUGUGGAAGUGUCAAAGGAGGAGAUGAAAUAUUUCUACUCUGUGACAAAGUUCAGAAAGAUGACAUAGAAGUUCGGUUUGUGUUGAAUGAGUGGGAAGCAAAAGGUGUCUUUUCACAAGCUGAUGUACACCGUCAAGUAGCCAUUGUUUUCAAGACUCCGCCAUACUGCAAAGCUAUAACAGAACCUGUAACAGUGAAGAUGCAGCUGCGGCGACCUUCCGAUCAGGAAGUUAGUGAAUCUAUGGACUUUAGAUACCUGCCAGAUGAAAAGGACACGUAUGGAAAUAAAGCAAAGAAACAAAAAACAACUCUGCUUUUCCAGAAACUGUGGCAGGAUUGUGGAGUUAAUUUUCCUGAAAGACCUAGACCUAGUCCCCUAGGACCAACUGGAGAAGGAAGAUUCAUCAAAAAAGAACCAAACUUGUUUUCUCAUGGUGCAGUUUUGCCAGAAACUACCAGGCCUGUUUCAAGUCAAGCAGAAUCCUACUAUUCCUCCUCUGCGUCCAUCUCAAGUACAUUGUCACAUCCUGCUUCAGCCAUACUACCAAUGGGUACUCAGUCUUCUUCAGGCUGGUCAUCAAUUGCCCACCCCACCUCACGCUCAGUCAAUACAAAUUCACUGAGUGGUUUUUCAACAGGGACACUUUCCUCUAAUUCACAAGUUAUCCCACCAUUCCUGGAAAUGAGUGAUCUGAAUGCUUCUAAUGCUUGCAUUUAUAACAAUGCUAAUGACAUAGGUAGACUGGAAGCAUCAUCUGUAUCACCAGCUGACUUAUAUGGUAUUUCUGAUGCCAGCAUGCUGCCUAACUGCCCUGUGAACAUGAUAACACCCAGUAAUGACAGCAUGAGGGAGACCGAUAAUCCCAGACUUGUGAGCAUGAAUCUUGAAAAUCCUUCCUGUAAUUCAGUGUUAGACCCAAGAGACUUGAGACAGCUCCAUCAAAUGUCUUCUUCCAGUAUGUCAACAGUCACCAGCUCUAGUACUACUGCUUUUAUUGCACAGUCAGAGGCAUUUGAGGGAUCUGACUUUAAUUGUGCAGAUAACAGUAUGAUAAAUGAGGCAGGACCAUCAAAUGGUACUAAUGCAAACAGUCAUAGUUUUGGUCAAAAUAGUCAGUAUUCAGGUAUUGGAGCUAUGCAAAAUGAACAAUUGAGUGAUUCAUUUCCAUUUGAAUUUUUUCAAGUUAACUUGUAAGAUAUAAAUGGUGAUUUAAGAAUUAAAUCCUUUAAAGGUAACUAUUUUGAUGCUACCUUUAUAAAUGUAACAUUUUAUGUUUCCCUGACUGAGACUAUACCAUAUUCAUAUACCCUUGGACCCUUGAACAACAUAGGUUUGAACCUAUGGUCCCCUUAUAUGCAGAUUUUCUUUACUAUGUCACAGUUGGGGCAUAGAGACCAUCCCCAUGGAAAAGAAAUGCAAAAAAGCAAAAUGGCUGUUUGGGGAGGCCUUACAAAUAGCUGUGAAAAGAAGAUAAGCGAGCAAAGG